UCUGAACCUGUUUUCUCGAAAAUUGUCGAUCAUUUUAUGAUUAUGUGUACGUAUGUAAUUGACGGAUAAAUAAAUGAUUUUGUGUGAUCAAAUGCAGUUGAAGGUGGCAUUGACGUUGGAAGAGCUGUCGUUUGUGGUGAAAUGUCCGCUUCAAGGUCACAGAGGUGUGGCGGUGCAAGAGGCCGGCAUAUGGGACAAGGAGGUGGCCAUCUAUGUGACCACACUGCCCACGCUGACUGACCUGUUGGGAGGAGAUUCGGUCGCCCCACGGCUGAUCGCAUGUGGGCCUGGUGGCCAGAUUGUGCUCCAGGAUAUGUCAACCCGCGGUUACAAAACGGUGCCGCGUCUCGUGCAGUUGGAUUAUUGUCACAGUGUGGUGGCCGUGCAAGCGGUUGCCAAGCUCCAUGCGGCGUCGCACGUCGCCAUGGAAACGGGCGUUGGUGACGUCACUCUGGCUGGACGGGAGGUGCUCUACUGCGACAGGCUUGAGAAAGAGAUGACUCAGCAUCUUGCGCCUGUGUUCGCGUGUCUCGCUGAUGAGCUAGAAACGUGGUCAGGCCUAGAGCACUACGCCACAAAGAUCCGCUUACUGGCUGCCAACAUCUUCCAACACUUGAAACAAGCAGCCAAGCCUUCACAACAUUUUAACGUGCUCAACCACGGUGAUCUCUGGGCCAACAACAUCAUGUUCAAGCAUGACAAACAUGGCCGACCGCGCAAGGCGAAACUCGUCGACUUCCAGACAUCUCGCUGGACUUCUCCAGCUCACGACCUCCACUAUUUCAUUGUCUCCAGCAUGGAUCACGAUUCCUGCACCACAAAACUGGACAACUUCCUGGAGGCCUACAUAUUAACCCUCAACCAACACCUCGAAACCAUGGGCUCUCAAAAACAGCUGACAAUGCAGAUUUUAGAAGCGGAUCUGAAGCGAACUGCAAUUUAUGGGUUGUAUGUGGCCGCUAGUACUGUAGCAACCAAAAUGGCGGAUGAAAAUUUGGAUUUUGAUUCUUGUGAAGGUGAUUCGAGCCCCUAUCUGAAGGCUAUGAAGAGUAUACGCUACAGGGAGAUUAUGCCUGGUCUAUUGGCGUAUUUGGAAAAGUAUGGUGUAUUUGAUUAGAAUAUUUCUUCAACAUUUUCCCUUAAUGAUGAGUUAUUCAAAUCAAUAGUUCAAAUCUAUAAUAUAUAUGGCUAUAUUUCGCAAAUAGUAAGGCAUUCAUUAAUGUCAAUGCUUACUUUUAUUUUUACUCAUUGUUAUGAUUAUCUUAUUGAAUGACUAUACCUAUAGUUUCCACGUUGAAACAUGAACUUCGAGAAAACAUUAUUUAUUUAAAAAAACAUAGUUCUAUUCUUGUCACAUCCACAUUCGUUAGACUUGUACACAGGAGCGCAGUUUCGUGUAUAGUGUUCAAUAAAAUAAUGUGUAUGUGACAAUAAUAAAACGGUGUAGCCUAAUCUCCAUAAUGUAUCAAUUCCACAUUAUCAAUAAUUCUUAUUCAACAAAUUUUAUCAUUAAGUCUUAUUUCUCAUAUUCACGUUUCCAUUACUGUAUAUUAUUCUAUACAGAAAUACAGAUCAAUGAUAAUGUUUUUUUUCAGUGACUAUGAAUCUUUCAUGAAUAUUUUCGUUUCUCAGUUUGAAAAUAGAUCUCGUUCCCUUUUAAUUUAGUGUGAAAACUUUUCAUAAAUUUUUGGUUGUAUAGAUUACAAGUUAAUUUUUAUUGUUUCUCAGUUUGAACGAUUUAUUUGAUAAUAGAAUCCACUGAUAUUUUUGUGAUGAGAAUGUCACUCUUGCAUGUACCUGAAAUGCUUCAGCUUUGAAUAUUAAUGUAUUUACGAAACUGAUAUAGAAAAAAAUAUUAUAGAAUAAGAAAUGGAAGAGUAUAUUACAACAUCUUAGAGAAUAGUUUCAUUGUUCAUAGAGUGUAAAGCCUAUCUGUAAUUGUAAUGUUUGACCGAGAAAAACAUGAGAAAUGUGAUUCUAAGUCGGAGUAGGAGUUGCACACUAUUUUACAGUAUUAACUAUGUAUUCAAUACUAGGCUAACUGGGAAUAUUCGAAUGUAGGCUUAUCGAUACCUGAAUAUUCUCAUAACAUACUAGUUAGACAUUAUUAGACCAAUUAUAGUGUAUCAUUUCUGCAGAUGUACCUGAGAAAAUGUGUUAUAAUAAUAGUUUAUAAUCAAUUAUUGAUGCUUCAAAAUCGUUGUAUAAACAAGAUGUAAGUUUCUUUUAAUAAUUUGAUCAUACUAGAUCAGAGUUACUCCUCUUAAAUAUGGUAUUAAAUAUAGUAUGGUAUUAAAUAUAAGAAUGGUAUACAGUAUUCAUCUACCAUUGUGUUUGUAACUUACUAAUCUCGAGAGAAUAUCCAAUAAAGUUUUGCAAACCAA
This is a messenger RNA of Nilaparvata lugens (brown planthopper), 2384 nucleotides long. RefSeq lists its product as uncharacterized. NCBI's taxonomy places the organism in Eukaryota, Metazoa, Arthropoda, Insecta, Hemiptera, Delphacidae. The coding region runs from base 74 to 1117 and encodes 347 amino acids. The record is from RefSeq and is a predicted model, not a curated record. The transcript has 3 exons.